AUGUUGCGACUUUAUCUUGACAGCGCCAGUGCUAGUGCCGGCGGAAUGGAACCUGCACAGGUCGAAUACGACGCAUCGCAACGGCUUUCCACAUAUACACUGCUGAGAACAGCGGAUACCUACCGAUUAUGCAGGAUCCGCGUGCUAUGUCUGGAUGCGCGUGUGCGCGCUGGAAACCCGGUUGUCCCACGGGCACGGGCUUUGCAGACGGAAGAGACCCUCUACCACGAGACCACUGCGUCACGAGUUGUUCUCGUCAUGUCAAGACUUCGCACGCGCUGA
Molecule: messenger RNA, 282 nt
Organism: Penicillium waksmanii
Lineage: Eukaryota; Fungi; Ascomycota; Eurotiomycetes; Eurotiales; Aspergillaceae
Exons: 3
Coding region: 1-282 (93 amino acids)
Source: RefSeq, a predicted model, not a curated record